This is a messenger RNA of Lathyrus oleraceus (garden pea), 1058 nucleotides long. RefSeq lists its product as uncharacterized. The transcript is spliced from 7 exons. The coding region runs from base 229 to 702 and encodes 157 amino acids. The record is from RefSeq and is a predicted model, not a curated record. Gene Ontology annotation, biological process: intracellular protein transport; protein targeting. Gene Ontology annotation, cellular component: membrane. NCBI's taxonomy places the organism in Eukaryota, Viridiplantae, Streptophyta, Magnoliopsida, Fabales, Fabaceae.
AUUAAAGAAUUUACACUGAUAACUAUAAUAUCACAUCACAGUUGGAAUUGGGGUUGCAGAUAACGAAGCACGGCCUUGCCGGAGUCGCACUGAACCCAACUUACAGCCGUAAAACGCUAAAUCUCGCCGGAAAAUCAGCCGGAAUUGGUCGCCGCCAGCCCUUAACAGCGAGAAAAUCCGUCCAGGUUUGAAUCUGUUAUGAUCAACUAACAAAGAUUUGAAUCUCAAAUGACGAUUCUUUCUCUGUUGCCAACAAACUAUUCAGGUUUCCUUCAUCAAGGUACUCCUUUUCUUCAAUCAAAGUUUCCAACGAGAAUUGGUUAUCAUCACAGAGAUGGUUCCGUUACACCACAAAUGAUUUGUAAAGCCAACAGAACACAAAAAUAUUCAAACAAUAUUAGCACCAAGUCUGCGACGUUUGCUUCAAAAAAUGACCAGCAGUAUAUAAGCUAUGAUGAUUCGCCCGAGGAGCCCAUUUUGCUAACAUUGAUCAAAGAAUCCUUAUGGGCUUUAAAGUCUUUAUUUGUGUUUUUAAUCGAGCAACCUAGUCAACUGAAGUAUAUAGAGUGGCCAAGCUUUAGUAAUACGCUGAGGACCGCGACACUGACUCUUGUUAUUGUGGCGUUUCUUCUUGUUGCAUUGUCGUCUGUUGAUUCGGCUCUCAGCUACCUUUUGAAUUUAGCUCUUCGGAAAAGCACAUAACAGUGCAGUAUUGCUCAUGUUACCAUUACUAUCUAUUCAAGUAGCUCUUAUCGAAGCCGUGGAUUCAGGUGAGGAAAUUGGUUGCAUUGCAUGGAAUCUUGGUAACAUAAUUUCAUGCAUAGAAACUGUAUAUUGAAAUACAUAUUUGAGGAUUAUAAGUUUGAAGUGUAAAAAAUCGGUUGUAUUAAACUGAAAAAUCAAUUAAGUUCCGCAUCGAUUAGUGUGUGUGUGUGUGAAAAAAUAGAACUUGAGAGUUAUUAUUCAUAUGAAUAGUACUCCCUCCGUUUCUUUUUAAGUGUCGUUUUAGCAUAAAGCUCUCCAACCAAGAUAAAUGAAUUGUUAUAAUUUUUUUCCCA